Messenger RNA from Xyrauchen texanus (razorback sucker), 3005 nucleotides. Its product is annotated as copine-3-like. Gene Ontology annotation, biological process: regulation of canonical NF-kappaB signal transduction; cellular response to calcium ion; positive regulation of tumor necrosis factor-mediated signaling pathway. The record is from RefSeq and is a predicted model, not a curated record. Bases 127 to 1731 code for a protein of 534 amino acids. Gene Ontology annotation, molecular function: calcium-dependent phospholipid binding. Gene Ontology annotation, cellular component: plasma membrane. The transcript is spliced from 16 exons. Lineage: Eukaryota; Metazoa; Chordata; Actinopteri; Cypriniformes; Catostomidae.
UGAUUGAGCAUGUGCAGCAGAGCAGACGUUCAAGAGAAAGAGGUGGGACAAGACAACUGAAGGGCCUCGUCUUAUAUAUAUAUAUGUAUAUAUAUAUGUAAAGAUCUGUUUAGACAAAUAAUUUCGAUGGCCAUUCAGUGUGUGUCUAAAAUCGAGCUCUCCGUCUCCUGCAAUAAUCUCCUGGAUAAAGAUGUUGGAUCCAAAUCUGAUCCCCUCUGUGUUCUGCUGCAGAGUGUUGGGGAGGACAAAUGGACAGAGGUAGAACGCACAGAAAAAGUGAAGAAUUGCCAGGACCCCAAUUUCUCUACAAAACUUCACAUUGACUACUACUUUGAGAAGGUGCAGAAACUGAAGUUUGGCAUCUAUGACAUUGACAACAAGUCUGUUGACCUCAGUGAUGAUGACUUCCUGGGAGGCUUUGAAUGCACACUUGGCCAGAUUGUGUCGAGCAAGAAUAUUACCAGACCCCUGCAGCUCAAGACAGCAAAACCAGCUGGAAAAGGCACAAUAACAAUCUCAGCUGAAGAGGUGAAUGACAACAGGGCUAUUGUGCUGGAAGUGGAAGCCAAAGGCCUGGAUAAGAAGGACAUGUUUGGGAAGUCUGAUCCAUUUUUGGAGUUUUUCAAGCAAGGAGAUGACGGCAAGUGGCAGCUUGUUCACAGGACAGAAGUCAUCAAGAAUAAUCUGAAUCCAUCUUGGAAAAAGUUCACUGUCUCCUUGCAUACAUUUUGCAGUGGUGACUUGAACAAACCAAUUAAGGUUCAUUGUUUUGAUUAUGAUAGCGAUGGAUCUCAUGAUCUCAUUGGUGUGUUUGAAACGAAAGUGUCAGAUCUACAAAAAGCAGUUCAUGGUUCACCGGUUGAGUUUGACUGCAUUCAUCCAGAGAAGCAGAAGAAGAAAAAGAGUUAUAAAAACUCAGGAGUCAUCAAGAUUAAAGAUUGCAAGCUAGAGGCACAGUAUUCGUUUCUGGAUUAUGUGAUGGGAGGUUGCCAAAUUAACUUCACGGUGGGCAUUGACUUCACUGGCUCUAAUGGAGACCCCCGCUCACCUGAUUCUCUGCACUAUCUCAGUUCUAAUGGCGUGAAUCAGUAUCUGUCUGCAAUCUGGUCCGUUGGUUUGGUAGUGCAAGACUAUGACAGUGAUAAACUUUUCCCGGCCUUUGGAUUUGGUGCUCAAGUGCCUCCAGACUUCAAGGUUUCCCAUGAGUUUCCAUUGAACUUCAAUCCCAGUAGCCCUUAUUGCCAAGGAGUGCAAGGCAUCAUAGAUGCGUACCGCACGGCUCUGCCUCAAGUCCGUCUCUAUGGUCCCACCAAUUUCUCACCCAUUAUAAACCAUGUGGCCCGAAUUGCAGCAGGAGCUGCUCAGCAGCCAAAUGCAGCUCAAUACUUUGUGCUGUUGAUAAUAACUGAUGGGGAGAUCACUGAUCUUGACCAGACCAGGCAAGCCAUUGUGAACUGCUCCAAACUACCCAUGUCCAUAAUCAUCGUGGGUGUGGGAGAGGCAGACUUUAAAGCCAUGGAGUUUCUGGAUGGAGACAAUGGAGUUCUCAAAUCCUUGACUGGAGAGUCAGCGACCAGAGAUAUUGUGCAGUUUGUGCCCUUCAAACAGUUUGCCAAUGCCCAAAAAGAAGCUCUGGCUCAGAGCGUUCUAGCUGAGGUGCCAAAUCAACUGGUGUCAUACUUUAAAAUGAGAAGUCUGUUGCCUGUCAACCCUCCCUCAAUCACCAAGUAGACAGGUUUGCACCAGAGACUGAAACAUACAAAUCAAAAUACAAUGAUGAUAAUGGGAUUAGUUACAAUGACUAUGGACUACCACUAGAGGGAACUACAGCUCUGUGCUCAAGGAGGCAGUAUGGGGACGUUUUAGUGUUGCAAAAUCCACCUAGAUUAAACCUGUGUUAUAUUUUUCCUUAUUAUACAAACUAUUUGCCCUCGCCAAAUUUUCUUUUCUUUUCAAUACUUUUUUCAUAUAUUCUACAAUUGAAUUGUUCUUGUUAAGCUGGAAAUUAGUUUAUAUGAAUGCUACUUUUUUAAAGAUUUAUUUUUCUCGAUUGUUACAUAUUUUAUAUUUUAUUUGUUUAUGGAUACAGAAAUUAUAGAUGCUUUAAAUGCCUUUAACCAUGUCAAGAUUUGAAAUCAUUUGUAUGCAGGUAUCAUGAUGCAUUAUAGCACUUGUGCUGCUUUUUGAAGCAGAUUUAAGCAAAUAUAUCUGUAAUUUGAAAUGCUGGUAUAUGCAAUGCCCCACACAUUCUACUGCAUGGUAGUUAUCAGAACAAGGUAAAUUACUAAAUGUAUCCAUCUGCUAUGCUGCAAUAAUACAUAUGAUUAGUAGCUAGAAACUUACCAAAUAAAUCAUUUCAUGACUUUUAUUUUUAAUUUUUUACUUAAAAAAUUUUAUUACCAUUAUGACAUCAUUUUGAUCAGAAUAUAUUGAGUUAAGAACCAGUUAAUAUGUAAUCUAACUACUCAAUGUAUGUAAUGUUUUAAUAAGCCAAGGAGAUGGAAUUUUUCAGUUUAUAGUUAUAUAGGCAUCAUACUGACUUUGGGACCAUUAAGCUGCCAAAUAACUUGUUUUUCAGGGUUGCAGUUAUUCUGAGGACAUAUAUGUUGGCAAUAAAUACUCUGUGUGCCAUGUAGUAUUUUAAAAAUGCCAUGCUGUUAAUUUGAUUUAUGUAACGCAACUGUUUGCACCUUAAUCGCACAGUAGUUAAUCUGCACUUCACUAGAGCAAACAAAUUAAAAUUGAGUCAUAGAGAUAUGUAUGCAUGAAUUUAACACAUUAAGCCUUAUAUGACCGUUAUCUUGGAAGUUUUAUUUGAAUCUAAUGAUUUAAAGUAAAGGGGAAUGUUGUUAUUAAUUUUUUUUCUGCUUGCUGUUGUUAUUUUUUUGUUAAUCACACGUAUGUUUACACAAAAAAAUCUUUGUUUUUUCUUAAGCCACCAGCACUUGUUGAAAUCGCUUUUUAUAUCUGCCAAGAAGAAAUGCUGAAUAAAUGGUCCAUAUUAA